CGCAGCCCUGCCGACGGCGCCGGGGAAGAUGCUGCCGCGGCUGGUCCUGCCCGGCUGACGCCCCGCCGCCGCCGCCGCCGCACCCCCGUCCCCAUUGUCCCCCGGCCGCCGCCGGCUCCAUGAGCGCCUCCUCCUCCCCCCUCCUCUGAGCUUCCCGCCCUCCACCUCAUGGCUGCAUCGGAAGAAGGGACCGGCUGCUUUCUCCCGCGAGGCAGGUCGCAGAGUGACCCCAGCAUCCUCACCGACCCCGCGGGCCCCGGGGAGCACCCAGAUGAGAUGGAGCAGUCCCCUGCAGUGCGUUCUGAUUACUUGGUCUCAGGGAUUCGAACUCCACCAGUGAGGAGGAACAGCAAACUGGCAACACUGGGCAGGAUCUUCAAACCAUGGAAGUGGCGGAAAAAGAAAAACGAGAAGCUAAAGCAGACAUCUGCAGUGCUGGAGAAGAAGAUGACAGCACGGCAAGGGCGGGAUGAACUCAUUAAGAAAGGUCUUCUGGAGAUGAUGGAACAAGAUUCUGAUGGCAAAGCCUGCACCGGUGACGAUGCCACGAGGGCGACGCAGAGCGAGGCUCCAGCACCCGUGUGCCAGGCACUCACCUCAGAGGAGGGGCAGCAGGAGACCACAACAGCAGCCACAACAAAUGUGACCUCCUUUGGUGAGGAGCUGCACUUGGAUGAGCCAAACGAAGAUGCAGCCAAGAAACCUUCAGCACCCAUGGAAGAACUGGAGGAUGCCAGCCUGCCAGCAUCUGAAGACAGUCCACAAGCCUUACCUGUACCUGAAUCCACAGACUCCCCCCAGAAGCAGACAGAAAGAAACCCAGCACAGCUUCCCAGCCCUCCAUUGCUCCCAGCUCCACCACCUAAGGCAAUCUCCAAGGUCACCAAGAACAUAACAGUGGGAAGUGAAAUGGAUGACCCAGCCAUGAAAUCUCCUCCUUCCACCAUCCUGAAGAACUAUGUCAUUGUUGGUUCCUCCCAAAUCUCAGGACAAGCUGCCCUCUUCCACCCCUCUGGCCAGAAAAGCUCAGAGCCCCAUGGCAGAGGCCAGGUAACAACGCCCACCGGUUCCCCUCACCUGGCUGCCGUUCAUCUGCCUUUACCUCCCAGCAGAGUCAUUGAAGAACUCCACAGGGCUCUGGCCACCAAACACCGGCAGGACAGCUUCCACGGAAGAGAAAGCAAAGGCUCUCCAAAAAAAAGAGUGGAUGUCCGUCCCUCAAGAACAUCGAGUAUGGAGCGCAACAAGGAGAAGGAGAACUCGCUGAGUUAUGGCAGCGACUCAGAAAACAAGAGGAACUCGGUUAAAGAGUCAGAUGAGAACAAAGAAAACAUGAUCAUGAACUCAGAGCUCAAGGAAGAGUCUGUUUUUUAUCAGGAUGAGGAAGUUUUGAACGACUCUGUUAUUUCUGGUACUUUGCCAAGAAAAUGCAAGAAAGAACUGCUGGCAGUAAAACUACGGAACAGACCAAGUAAGCAGGAGCUGGAAGACAGGAAUAUUUUCCCAAGGAGAACAGAUGAGGAAAGACAGGAAAUCCGGCAGCAAAUUGAAAUGAAACUCUCAAAGCGACUCAGCCAAAGACCCGCUGUUGAGGAGCUAGAAAGAAGGAAUAUACUGAAACAACGAAAUGAUCAAACGGAACAGGAAGAGAGAAGGGAAAUCAAGCAGAGACUGACAAGAAAGCUUAACCAGAGACCUACAGUUGAUGAACUGAGAGACAGAAAGAUCCUGAUUCGAUUCAGUGAUUAUGUGGAAGUGGCAAAAGCACAGGACUACGACAGGAGAGCGGACAAACCAUGGACACGACUGUCAGCAGCAGACAAGGCAGCAAUUCGGAAAGAGCUGAAUGAAUACAAAAGUAAUGAAAUGGAGGUCCAUGCAUCGAGCAAACAUUUGACAAGAUUUCACAGGCCAUAGAAAUUUUCUUCUGAGAAGAAUCUGUCUUUACUUUUUGAUAUUGCUGCUGAACACACAUCAGGGAAUACUGGAGUCUUUCCCUGAGGUUCAGCACAGGCUCCCUGGAUGUUGAUGUGACAGAAGGACUCUGCAGCUGAAGCCUCUGCAGCACUUGGGGACAGGACGCCAGCCCCGAGCUCUGGAGGCAGAAGAGUGCUGGCCUGUGGAGUGGGACAAGCUGCUGAAAAAGACUGAAGUGAAGCUACUUGGAAGAGCCUCCUCCUCUCCUUUCCCACCUGUCUGGAACUGGUUUGCAGCCUGCCUUGGAAAAGGAGAUGUUGUGCAUGUACAGGCUUUACCAUUCCAAGGCCUCUGACAUAAAUGGACAUGACGCUCUGUCAUCCAGUAUUAUGUUGACAAGAAAUUUUGAACUUACCACAGUUAGUUUGUAAAACACCUAAGUUCAUGUUCUAAAAACUAAUUUAAUGUAUUAUAAUUUCAUUCUUUUUUAUAUACUGUCUAACAGAAUCACAGCUGCAAGCAUUUUUGAUUCCUGUUACUUUUGUUCUUUAAUUAAAUGACUACUUAUUGCAGGAAAUGAA
Molecule: messenger RNA, 2498 nt
Organism: Corvus hawaiiensis (hawaiian crow)
Lineage: Eukaryota; Metazoa; Chordata; Aves; Passeriformes; Corvidae
Gene: PHACTR3
Product: phosphatase and actin regulator 3
Exons: 13
Coding region: 169-1917 (582 amino acids)
Biological process (GO): actin cytoskeleton organization
Molecular function (GO): actin binding
Source: RefSeq, a predicted model, not a curated record